Molecule: messenger RNA, 2154 nt
Organism: Myotis lucifugus (little brown bat)
Lineage: Eukaryota; Metazoa; Chordata; Mammalia; Chiroptera; Vespertilionidae
Gene: SCML2
Product: Scm polycomb group protein like 2
Biological process (GO): regulation of DNA-templated transcription
Cellular component (GO): nucleus
Molecular function (GO): protein binding
Source: RefSeq, a predicted model, not a curated record
CACCAGAAAGGGAUACUAUGGGGCGAACAGCCGGUAAAGAUUCAAUGAAUGUGAAGAAGGAGAGUCAAGAGAAAAGUUCUCAAUCGGACACAUCUACAGAAGAUGAUUUCCAGUGGGAAACUUACUUGAAAGAGACUGGAUCUUUAAGUGCUCCUGUAGAGUGUUUCAGACAGUCUAAGGUCCCACCAACUAAUGAAUUCAAAGUUGGCAUGAAACUGGAAGCGCAUGACCCUCGCAAUAUGACUUCAACAUGUAUUGCCACGAUUAUCGGAGUUACUGGUGCCAGGUUACGUUUACGCCUUGAUGGUAGUGAUGAUAAAAAUGAUUUCUGGAGACUUGUUGAUUCUGCAGACAUACAACCCGUUGGCACAUGUGAACAGCAAGGGGACUUACUUCAGCCUCCACUGGGAUACAAGAUGAGUACAUUAUCUUGGCCGAUGUUCCUUUUGCGAACACUGGAUGGAUCUGAAAUGGCACCUGCAACAUUCUUCAAGGAGGAACCACCAAAGCCACCUCUAAAUAACUUUAAAGUGGGGAUGAAACUAGAAGCUGUAGACAAAAAGAAUCCGGAUAUGAUAUGUCCUGCAACUAUUGGAGGUGUUAGAGGAGACGAAGUUCAUAUCACAUUUGAUGGCUGGAGUGGAGCUUUCGAUUACUGGUGCAAAUACUAUUGCCGAGAUAUUUUCCCAGUUGGGUGGUGUCGUCUGGCAGGAGAUGUAUUGCAACCACCAGGAGCCAAUGUUAUUACAAAGAAUACAGGUAAAAGACAGUCUUCCCUUUCCAAAGCAACCCAGCAGUCAAUGCAGUCUGCAAAGAAAACUGCAACACAACAGACCAGGAAGUCAGGACGGGCUAAACCACCUGUACGUACUCCAGCCCCCAAGAAAGAAAGUUCUGCUAAAAAUGUCACACCAAAGAAGAAAGUCCCAAAAAAGGAAAAAUCUAUUCCUGUUAUGUGUUCCACAUCUACAACUUCUAUAAAGAUGCUGACCAGAGGCAGAGGUUGAAUAGAAUAUAAGGAACCCAGUCCUGGGUCAUGUAAAAUAGUGAUGUCUACAGUGUGUGUUUAUAUAAAUAAACAUGGAGACUGUGGCCCUUACCUGGAUCAGAAUAAAAUUCAACAGUUGCCUGACCACUUUGGCCCGGGCCCUGUGAAUGUGGUGCUCCGGCGUACUGUGCAGGCUUGUGUGGAUUGUGGCAUUGACAGUAAGGCUGUUUUUGGAUUCCUUAAGGCAGAUAAUCGUGGAGGAGAAGUAAUAACUGCCUCCUUUGAUGGGGAAACUCAUUCCAUCCAGCUCCCUCCAGUGAACAGUGCAUCAUUUGCUCUUCGCUUUCUUGAAAACUUGUGCCACAGCAUGCAAUGUGAUAACCUUUUGAGUAGUCAGCCUUUUAGUGCUUGCAGAGGUAAUAUUCUUAGUACCGCAGAGGAUGAUAAAAAUAAACCAGUUGAGGAAGAUGUAACUGAAAAACAAACCACCAAGCGACCUUCUGAGCAGCCUCUAUCUGAUGUUGCUCCUCUCUCUCCUAAGCUCCCCAAAAUAGAGAUGCAUGCCUCUCAAGAAGAACUAUUGUCUUCUGAGGGAAAUGUCAUGCCUAAAGAGGAGACGCUUCCUGAAGAGUCCCAGGACACACCACUAAAUCCAGAAAGUAAUUUGAAUCCUGCCAGUGGAGAUCCUUUAAGCACUGAUACCUCAGUCUCCAAGAAUAUUUCUGAAGGUGUGCCCUUCUCCUUAAGUUCAGCACUACUGGAUACAUCAUCUACCCAGAACAUUCCCCAUGAAUUCCAAAUGCAGAAGAACAGUGAAGCUCCAAGUUAUAUAGCUGUACCUGACCCCAGUGUCCUGAAGCAAGGCUUCUCUAAGGACCCUUCAACCUGGUGUGUGGAUGAAGUGAUACAGUUUAUGAAACAUAAAGAUCCUCAGAUAUCAGGCCCCCUCGCCGACCUCUUCAGGCAACAUGAAAUUGAUGGGAAGGCUCUGCUACUACUCAAAAGUGAUGUUGUAAUGAAGUAUAUGGGGCUGAAGUUGGGGCCAGCUCUAAAGUUAUGCUACCACAUUGAAAAACUUAAAGAAGGGAAACCCAGUUUUAAAAAUAUAUAAGUUUGUAUUAGCCGUGAUUCUCAGUUGUCCUGAUAAUUUAUUAAUCUAAAAGUAU